This is a messenger RNA of Salarias fasciatus (jewelled blenny), 2984 nucleotides long. It is a transcript of the gene lrfn5b, whose product is annotated as leucine rich repeat and fibronectin type III domain containing 5b. NCBI's taxonomy places the organism in Eukaryota, Metazoa, Chordata, Actinopteri, Blenniiformes, Blenniidae. The transcript is spliced from 6 exons. Gene Ontology annotation, molecular function: protein binding. The record is from RefSeq and is a predicted model, not a curated record. The coding region runs from base 327 to 2726 and encodes 799 amino acids.
AGGAAAAAAAGAAAAGGAGCUGACAUUUCGCUGGUGUGAAGCGAUCGAGGAGGAAUCGUCCCGAAUCUGCUGGUUAUGGAUUUCUUGAAGGACGUCGCGGGUUUCGCAGGCCCUCGCAUGUUAUAAGAGGCAAGACGCGUGUUUCGGGACACCUGAAUUAUCUCCAAGAGGAACCGUCCGUUCUUUUUUUUUUUUUUUUUUUAUCUUUUGGCAGGCGGCUCUGUCAGGAUGCUCUCAGCCCUCCCGGGAGGAAAUGCGCUCAAACCCACCUUCCUUUGACUUGAUGUUUCAUCUGCAAGGUGUUUUUGGCCUGACUUGAAAGCCAAAUGGAGUCUCUCCUGGUGUACCUGAUUGUCCUCGGUGUGGCUGUGAAGGCACACAAAGUUCAGAUCUGCCCCAAACGCUGCGUCUGCCAGGUGCUUAAUCCCAAUCUGGCUACUUUGUGCGACAAAAAGGGGCUUCUGUUCGUGCCGCCGAACAUCGACCGGCACACGGUGGAGAUGCGCCUCGGGGAUAACUUCGUCACCAGCAUCAAGCGCAAAGACUUUGCCAACAUGACCAAGCUGGUGGACCUGACCCUUUCUCGCAACACCAUCGGCUCCAUCGCGCCCCACGCCUUCAAGGACCUGGAGAACCUCCGAGCCCUUCACCUCGACAGCAACCGGCUGACCCGCAUCACCAACGACACCUUCAGCGGCAUGUCCAAGCUGCACCACCUCAUCCUCAACAACAACCAGCUCACGCACAUCCAGAUCGGGGCCUUCAAUGACCUGACGGCGCUGGAGGAGCUGGACCUAUCCUACAACAACUUGGAGGGCGCCCCGUGGGUGGCUAUUCAGAGGAUGUCGAACCUCCACACGCUCAAUUUGGACCACAACAUGCUCAGUUACAUCCCGGAGGGGACUUUCUCUGGGUUGCAGAAGCUAAAGAGACUGGACGUUACCUCCAAUAAACUCCAGAAGCUUCCUCCGGACCCUAUUUUCCAAAGGGCGGGGGUCCUGGCCACGUCUGGGAUAAUGGGGCCGUCGUCAUUCGCUCUGAGCUUCGGAGGGAACCCGCUGAGGUGUAACUGCGAGCUGCUUUGGCUGCGGAGGUUGCGUAGAGAGGAUGAUCUGGAGACCUGUGCCUCGCCGCAACACCUCGCUGGGCGAUAUUUUUGGACUGUCUCAGAAGAAGAGUUCCUGUGCGAGCCGCCUCUCAUCACCAGGCACUCUCAGGAGCUUCGGGCUUUGGAGGGUCAGAGCGUGUCCCUGCGCUGUAAGGCCCGGGGCGACCCCGACCCCGUCAUCCACUGGAUCGCGCCCGACGGACGCCUGAUGUCCAACUCCUCCAGAGCCGCGGUCCACACAGACGGAACGCUGGACAUCCUCAUCAGCACCGUCAAGGACUCCGGUUCAUUCACCUGCGUCGCCUCCAACCCAGCCGGAGAAGCGCAGCAGACCGUGGAUCUGGUCAUCGCUAAGCUCCCUCAUAUCAUCAACAACACAAUUGCGGAGCAGGAGCCCGACCCCGGGUCAUCAGAUAUCGCCACGGUGACCAAGACGGGGCUGGAGGCGGGGGGAGUGCCUCUGGGGAACGCCAAGACCAGCCAGGAGAAGAAAGUCGUCAUUGCUGAGGCCACCUCCACCUCGGCCCUCGUCAAGUUUAACUUCCACCGGAGCAUUCCCGGCAUCCGCAUGUUCCAGAUCCAGUAUAACGGGACGUAUGAUGAUUCACUGGUGUACAGGAUGAUCCCUCCCACCAGUAAGAAUAUCCUGGUGAACAACCUGGCGGCCGGCACGCACUACGACUUGUGCGUGCUGGCCAUCUACGACGACCAGGUGACCUCGCUGACCGCCACCAGGGUGAUCGGCUGCGUCCACUUCACCACGGAGCCGCAGUACCUCAGAUGCCAUUUCAUGCAGUCCCAGUUUCUCGGCGGCACCAUUGUGGUUAUCAUCGGAGGGAUUAUCGUGGCCUCCGUGCUUGCUUUUAUCAUUUUUCUCAUUGUGCGCUACCGGGUGUGUAACCAAGGAGAUGCUGAUAAGGCGCUGGAGAUGGGGGAUAUUCGCUCGCUGAGCAGUGAUGGACAGCUACAAGGAUGUGGGAUUCCCAAGUCCCUCUCCAAGCAGGUUUUGCGUCCAGAGAAGAAUGACAAGGACUGCCUCCGAGUCACCCUGCCGCCCCCGGAACCCGCCAAGCACCGGCCUCCCGUCGUGGUCGCCGCCACAAAACCCUCUGUUCCCGAUUGCACCGUCUCCACUUCUGCCGGCAGCCACAGCUGGCACCCGGCCUCCCCGGGCGCCCCGAGGCCAAAACGCUCCGGCGCCCCACCGAAACCCUCGGAGGCCCGCCGGGCCGAGGCGCAAGCGGACGUUGCGCUGGAUAACAUGAACCGGAAUAACUCCUCGGAGGUUAAAAUGGCCACCGCCGUCGGUCUCGCCAUGCCCGGCCAGCCCGCCACAUGGACCGCGGCCCCCAGGGGUGGAACGCGGCCGCACCAGGCCUCCCGACAGUACAUGACCGUGCCUGCAGGGGGAGCCAGGGUGAACCGCAGGCACUCCCUGAACGCGGACUCGUACCGGGAGCGCUGCUACAUGGCCUACCCCAAAGCCGGGGCCAGUCUGCGCUCCAAACGCAGCCUGUCGAUGAGCGGGGAGCUUCCGCAGAUCGACGGCACGUCAAACAUUCCCCGGGCCAGGGACAAGCCUUCCAGGUCCGAGUGGCUUUUGGAGAGCACUUUAUGAUCGGAAGUUUGAGACCUCUUGUUUACCUGGGAUGGAUUUGCGGCCGUCGUGGAGCAGACAGGGAUCUCACGCCUUGCUUGGAGCUUUUGAGCUCUUUAUUGAGGGACCUGCGGUAUUCUCCCAUGUACCCGGGGAGAGGCAGGCACACAGGGUAGUGGGAAUAGUUUCACAUUUGUUUUCUACCUUAUAACCAAUCAAAGUCUUCUUUAUAACAACGUUUGAACAAAAUUUGACGAAAGGCACAACAAUGUAUAAAAA